CGGCGCGGCCAAAUGUCAAUAUAGUCUCUCUUGGAACUGCGCUGAGAACGCGCGCGUAAACAAUCGAGAUUCGAACACGAAUCGAAAUAAUCGAACACGAAAAAAAAACACCGAACAAUAACCUAACUUUUCAACUAUUACUCUGUGAUAAAGUGAACCAGCUUUUAACUUAGAAUCGAUUUGAAAUUCUAAAUCGAUUGUUUCCAGUGCAGUUGACAUUUCGUAUAUACAUAUUUUUAGAUAAUUACUAGGAAAAGGUGAAGCCGAGUGAAUGUGGUUCCAUCGUAAUCGGCAUUGUAUCGAUGAUUAAAUAGUGGGAAUUAUUUUUUCGAUGCAAUUGUUCGAUUGACAAUUUCCUCUAGUAAUUAGUCGUUAUCGAUUGUUUCUCGAUAAGUGAGUAAUGUUAGUUUGAGGGACUGUGUGUGUGUAUCAUGGCUUGUAAUCGUAUUUUGUUGGUGUGUGCUUCCUUGCUAUGGUUGCAGUUUGCUGAAGUUAAUGCACAGGAUGAUUUGAAACCCAGAGUGCCGUUGACGAGGUUCACAUGUUUUGGCCGAGGGGCAGGAUACUAUGCUGAUGUGGAUACUGGCUGCCAGGUGUACCACAUGUGUGACGGGCUGGGUCGUCAGUUCAGCUACAAGUGCCCGAACAUGACGCUGUUCCAGCAACGCAUGCUGAUCUGCGACCACUGGUACAUGGUCAACUGCUCCAUGUCCGAGAGAGACUACAAUGCUAACCUGCUUAUAGGUCAACGCGACAAGCCCUUCGUGUCAGACGAGGAGAUGCGCCUGCGCACGCCCCGACCGGACAUCCUGUCAGCACCGCCAUACAAUCCCUAUUAUGACAUCUUGAGGGAGGCUGAGACUAAGUUCCCGGUUCACCCAAGCAACAGCAUCGUGGGUGUAGCUGACACCAUCUCUGACAUUGACAACAAUGACCUGGACAGCGGCAAGCAGAAUUACAGGCCUCCAAGCUCCUGGUCCACAGGAACGGGACGCAAGUUCCGGAAUAAGCCCAGGGCAAACACCCUCAGCAUCUCCAACAGACAGUCUGAUGGCCUCGACGAAGCUGCCUCACAAGAACCUGACGCAGAGUACAGACCAACACCCAGCACUAACUUCUCACAGACCAAAUCAGUACCAUCUGUUACCCCGCCCUCAAUCGAACUGAUCCCACCUGCAGCUCCCACAAAGGAAACUAACGUAGAAGAUUCCAAUGUUCAACCUACUGCUGAUUCCGUCUUCAAGUUCAUCAAACGAUUCGACCCCACAUCUCCUGAUGUACAACACCAAACUGCGAUGUCGAAAUCCGAGAUAUUAGACUUAAAUAAACAACUGCCAGAUGGGCCAGCUACCUCAGAAGAAGAAAGAACUCCCAGAAAAAAUAAGAACUUCGGCAACAAUUUAAAUACCUUCCAAACCGAAAACGACAAGUCAUUCUCUGCUAGUCCGAAAUUCGACUCGGUCAAUGUUAAGCCUACUGUAGCUCCUCAAGAAGAAGCACCUAAAGGUGGAAAUAACAAUGGUAUUCCAGAACCUGAGAGAGAACUCCAGCCUCCAAAGGUUGACCCUCAGACGCUUCCAUCAACAACCGUAGGCCCACCGAUCUACUAUGAAUGGAAAUGGGCAGUCCCUGCCUUCGAUCUGGUACCUCCAAAAGAAGACAACAGGACUAACAGUAUAAAUGUGCAGCAGACGAGGUCGAUCCAACAGGGAAAGAGUCCAUUCAGCAGCGUGACGAGACCUGAGCCAAAGACGACUACUCCUGAACCAAGCAACACGGAGUACAACAUCAGCUCUUACUUCGUUCCUGAUUACGUGUUUCCUUUAGAUAAGCCGCACCCAGGAUACGAGAGUGAUGAUGCUGAGACGUCAUUUCAAGUGAGGGUGGCGAGGCCUGGGAGACAGAGCUAUGGGGAGAACCCCAAAUGUCCUCAGUGCCACCCUGCGUACCUCAAAGAAGGAACUUGUGAACCUUGCAUUGUAAAGCGGUAACAAAUUGAACAUAGUCGUAAUUUUAAGUCCGUUACAUUGUCACCGAAGAAAUAUAGAUAAUAAUAACCACGUUGCUUGUUUUUGUAUUGUUGUUUCGUUGCCUGCAAUAUGGAUGAAGUCUUUGUAAUAUUUUUAUUUCUUCAUAAACAGUUAAGUAAGUUAUUAACGCUGUUAUAUUUUAGUUUUAAAAGCCAUAAUUGUAUAGUAAUAUUCGAUGCCUUGCUUGAUGAUUGUGUCCAAGACCUGCCCUCGAAAGCAUCAAACAUUUCUUCUGCAUUAAGUACCUACACAGAGUGUAAGUGACACCUAAAAAUUAAAUAACAUUGUUGAAAAGAAACCUAAGUACUGAAUUAAAUACGUAAC
Molecule: messenger RNA, 2354 nt
Organism: Spodoptera littoralis (African cotton leafworm)
Lineage: Eukaryota; Metazoa; Arthropoda; Insecta; Lepidoptera; Noctuidae
Source: the annotation of a GenBank genome assembly